Molecule: messenger RNA, 627 nt
Organism: Ostertagia ostertagi
Lineage: Eukaryota; Metazoa; Nematoda; Chromadorea; Rhabditida; Trichostrongylidae
Source: the annotation of a GenBank genome assembly
AUGUGGGGUUGCGGCUUCGAUGAACAUGACGAGGAAUCUACUGAUCUAGCUGUCAUCAAGCAGCAAUUCAUGCAUGAACCAGUAAUAAGCUCUUUUGCUUUUCCACAACCUCCCCUGGGCAUACAGGCGAAAGACUUUGUGGCAACCCAUUUUGGUAAGGAUGCCAAGAACAUGCAGUUCCGGAAGGGUACAACUACUCUCGCUUUCAUUUAUGAGCCUGCUACAGCUAAUGACAAGGGUGGAAUUAUCGUUGCUGUCGAUUCACGGGCAUCUUCUGGAGAAUAUAUCUCUUCGAAAUCAGUUAUGAAGAUUUUGGAUAUUGGUGAUCGUAUGGUCGCUACAAUGGCCGGAGGUGCUGCAGACUGCCAAUUUUGGACGCGAACUGUUGCCAAGUACUGCAACCUGUUUGAACUACGGGAAAAAACUCAAAUUACUGUGAGCGCUGCCAGCAAAUACUUUGCCAAUGUUCUUUAUGGAUACCGUGGCAUGGGACUAUCUGUGGGUUCGAUGAUUGCUGGUUAUGACAAGAGAGGGCCGCAGAUUUUCAAAGUGAGUUGGCACGGCUUCUUUGCUACAUUGUGUGCUUGUGCAGGGAUGUCGACUGGGUAUAUCUCAAUGAAGAUAUCA